AUACACAACUACGACCCACGCUCCAGCUCCAAACUCCAAACCUAAGGCGAAGUUUUCUCGGCGGCUUGCGACAGUCGAUCGAGAGGAAUCGCGAGAGAAUGUGGCCGGUCGUUUCGCUUCUCGUAAUCCUCUGCUCGUCGGUGCGCAUGUGUCGCGCCGAUGAUGAUGAGCUCGACAUCAAUGAAAUCGACGGCCAUGUUUCGGCUUCGCGCGAAACACAAUAUAUGCGUGACGAUACCAUCACGCUCGGAGAGAUCUACGAGAACGCGGUCCAGGCCUAUCUCGAGGAAGACUGGGACGGUUGCAUCACAAGGUUUAACGAUGCUCUGCAUACAUAUAAAAUGUACAAACGUACGGUAACGAUUUGCCGUCGAAAAUGUAGAGCCGAGGCGACAGGUUCUUCGCCGAUCUUUGCGGAAGAUAUCGAAGAUCUGCACUUUUACGAGCGAAAAGUAAAAGAGACACUCUGUUUAAUGAAAUGCAAUCAGGAUUACCGUGAGAUCACAGGUGCGGGGGCGCUUAAACGACUCCCACGCGCUAAGGAAAUGAAGUUUGUCAAUUUUACCAUCUAUGAGUACCUUCAUAUCUGUUAUUUUCAGAAAGGGAGACAUCAGGAUGCAGCAAAUGCAGUCUUUACCUUCCUCACCCUACACCCUGAUCACGAGAUGGCAACGGAGAAUCUUAGAUACUAUCUGAAUCUACCUAACGUGAUCGCGGAAAAAGUUGUGAAUUUAGAGGAGGCGCCGUUUGUGCAAAUAUAUAUUCGAGGGGUUAAAGCGUACGAAAAUGAGAAUUACGUGGAGGCUGUCGCCGAGUUUGAGAGUUCCCUAGAAUCUUACAUGGAAUUCGAGGAGAACUGCAGAAACUAUUGCGAAGGACCCUUCGAUCAAGGAUGGUAUCCUGAAUUCACCUCUUCGAUAGCAAAUCAUUUUGCAUUUUGUCUAAAGUGUAAACGUGGAUGCUCACUUGCCCUGAACAAUGUGAAUGGCAAAUUUCAAGCUGACCUGCUCAGAAGCCAUUAUAAUUACUUGCAGUUCGCUUAUUAUAAAUUGGGUAAUUUGAAAGCAGCCUGUGCAGCAGUUGCAAGUUACUUAUUAUUUAUACCCGCUGACGAAACAAUGCUUCAUAAUAAAGAUUAUUAUAACAAUCAACCGAAAGUGAGGGAAGAAUACUUUGCGCCAAGAGAGGAGGCGCUUUCUUACGUAAAGCGGCAAGAAUACGAACUGAUGUUGUUGAAUUAUAUAUCUGAAGAAUUUGCGGUGAUCGAUGCCAGAUUCAAAGCAUUCACUAAGAAGAUUCACGCAAAAAAGAAGAUUGAACGAAAAAACGAAGAGGAACUUGGAAAGUAUUCUUCCUUGAUUUUACAUCCACCUCCGGGUCACUCACCAUCCACGAGGACGCUUGUUGGUAAUCUAUCGAUAUUUCGGGACGAGAAGGAAACGGACGCGCAAAUAAGUCGUAUCAGAGAGCGGUCAGAAAUCACUGACGAUGCAGAAAUAAUAGCAGGGGAAAAGAAACUCGGUGGGAAAAAUCGCUAUGCAGCAGACGGUCUUCUCAAUUCCACUGAAUGCGAUCUCCUUAUGCAACUGACUCGGAUUGCUAUGGUGGAGGGUGAUGGCUAUGAAGAAAACAAGAGUCCACAUUCGCCUUACGAGCGUUUCGAAGGUGUAACUAUUGGCAGGAUAGCGUUGAUGAUGUACUUCAACCUGACAAAGCCGGAACUACUGGAGCUAUUCUUGCAACGCACGGAAGCGGUCCGCAAUCACGUGGAAAGGUAUUUCAACCUUGACUCAACACUGUAUUUCACCUACACCCAUUUGGUCUGCCGAACGGCUUUAAUCGAUUCGCCAGCAGAUCGGACGGAUCUGAGUCAUGAAAUUCACGCUGAUAAUUGUGUGAUAAAAGGUGGCAGUUCCUGCCUACGAGAGGAACCUGCGUACACGUGGCGAGAUUAUUCAGCGAUUUUAUAUCUCAACGACGAUUUCGACGGCGGCGAAUUCUUUUUCGUCGACGACUGGAAGAGUCGUCACGUCCAGGGCGUCGUUCGACCUCGAUGCGGACGUAUGGUGGCGUUUUCCGCCGGUAGUGAGAAUCUUCACGGUGUUCAGGGUGUACGCAACCGUAGAAGGUGCGCUGUGGCGUUGUGGUUUACUCUGGAUAAAAAAUAUCUGGAAUACGAAAGGAUAGUGGCGGAUAUCAUGCUGACGAGAGUUCGUAUUUUGGGUACUGCGCAACAUGAAGAUACCCGAAUACCUUCCAGAUAUGAAGACAUGCUGAUCCAGUGUUUUAAAGAAGAUGAAACGUUGAGGCACAUAUUAAGAGAACGAAGCAACAAAAAGAAUAACCUUAAUAGAUAUAUUACGUAAGAUCUAUUCUGUGAAAUAUUUUUAUUUAAAAUGAAAUAGUUGAUCAAGUUUUGGGAGGAAAAAUGUACAAAUUAACACGAGUAUAUUAACUUAUUUGAUUUACAGAAAAUAUAUACAUAUAAAAGAAUAUAUAUAACUCUUAUGGAAAUUUAUC
Messenger RNA from Nylanderia fulva, 2520 nucleotides. RefSeq names its product prolyl 3-hydroxylase 1. The record is from RefSeq and is a predicted model, not a curated record. Gene Ontology annotation, biological process: collagen metabolic process. Gene Ontology annotation, molecular function: oxidoreductase activity, acting on paired donors, with incorporation or reduction of molecular oxygen; L-ascorbic acid binding; iron ion binding. NCBI's taxonomy places the organism in Eukaryota, Metazoa, Arthropoda, Insecta, Hymenoptera, Formicidae.